Messenger RNA from Phaeodactylum tricornutum CCAP 1055/1, 1085 nucleotides. It is a transcript of the gene H3.3, whose product is annotated as H3.3. Gene Ontology annotation, molecular function: DNA binding; structural constituent of chromatin; protein heterodimerization activity. Bases 500 to 910 code for a protein of 136 amino acids. Gene Ontology annotation, cellular component: nucleosome. Lineage: Eukaryota; Bacillariophyta; Bacillariophyceae; Surirellales; Neidiaceae. The transcript is spliced from 2 exons. The record is from RefSeq and is a predicted model, not a curated record.
GAUAAUUGUGCAUCUUACUGUUACACUCUAACAUUUGUGUGCAAAACUCCACAUCUUGUCCACAGAUUUGGGGUUUGGCUGGGCUCUUCGUCAGCAGACGUCAUUUGAUCGAGCAAGUGAUGGAAGUAUAGAAGCCUAAAAAAAGAAGUAUUGUUAGCACGAUAGACGAAUAUUGUGUUCAUGUACGCUCGGUUUGGUUCGGAGCAAUAAGUUUCAUUAGGGAGACAACAAAACAAUCGCUCCGUGGCGUUGAAAUCCUCUUCUCUGCGCGGUGUCAAUGUUUCAAGGCUACGGAGAAUAUCGUAGGAACGGAACCAGUCAGACAUACGAGCGCUUCCUGAAAAAUAAUUUCCCAAGAUCAUAGUAGUAAAGAAACGUGCAUUUCUACACCAUCUUCAAUCCCAUCCACUCUUUGUUCCACUAAACGCGUCCAAAACACGAAAUCACUUCUACCAGCACAAUUCGCAAUUUGACAACGGAAUUCAAAUAAGGAAGAAACAUGGCUCGUACCAAGCAAACAGCUCGCAAGUCUACCGGAGGCAAAGCUCCGCGCAAGCAACUUGCCACCAAGGCUGCUCGCAAGAGCGCCCCCACUGCCGGCGGUGUCAAGAAGCCUCACCGUUAUCGCCCGGGAACGGUCGCACUUCGUGAGAUCCGAAAAUACCAGAAGAGCACCGAGCUUCUCAUCCGCAAGGCUCCCUUUCAGCGCUUGGUCCGUGAAAUCGCCCAGGACUUUAAAAAUGACCUCCGAUUUCAGUCGACAGCUGUUCUUGCUUUACAGGAAGCUUCUGAAGCCUACCUUGUCGGCCUUUUCGAGGACACCAACUUGUGCGCCAUUCACGCCAAGCGUGUCACCAUUAUGCCUAAGGAUAUCCAGUUGGCCCGUCGCAUCCGAGGAGAGCGUGCCUAAGAAGUUUCUGGGGUUUUGAUCCUUCUCGUGUUUUUGGUGCGAAGCACAUGUGUAUUGCGGGGUUGAUAGCGCAAGGCUGCGGUUACUCUCUUCUUGCGCAGGACAAUGCAGAUAACUUAGGAUCGUAAAAAACACUAUGCACUAUGCAAAUCUUAUUUUAACCCGAGUGGAAAAG